Nothoprocta perdicaria is the source of this 1440-nucleotide messenger RNA. It is a transcript of the gene FIBCD1, whose product is annotated as fibrinogen C domain containing 1. NCBI's taxonomy places the organism in Eukaryota, Metazoa, Chordata, Aves, Tinamiformes, Tinamidae. Bases 1 to 1383 code for a protein of 460 amino acids. The transcript has 7 exons. The record is from RefSeq and is a predicted model, not a curated record.
AUGGGCAACGACCGCUGGAAAACCAUGGGCGGAGCGGCGCAACUCGAGGACGGGCAGCAGGAGAAGGCGCAGAGGAUGAGCUGCGGCUACGUGCUCUGCACCGUCCUGCUCUCGGUGGCCGUCCUGCUGGCCGUGACGGUGACGGGCGCCAUCCUCUUCAUGAACCACUACCACCCGCCCGUCACCGAGUCGCCGCCCGUCAUCAGCACCAACCCGGAGGAGGCCAACGCCUUGGUGACCAUCGAGAGGGCCGACAGCUCCCGCAUCAACAUCUUCAUCGACCCCAACUGCCCCGACCAGGCGGGCAGCUUCACGCGCCUCGAGGGCCUCCAGUCGUCGGUGCUGCGCACCCUGAGCGAGCACGACGCCGAGGCCAAGGCCACCAAAGGGCAGCAGAGAGCCCUGCUGGCCACCGUGGCCGACGAGGUGGCCAAGCUGCUGGCGCACGCGGCCCAGCUGCGCGCCGACUGCGACGGCCUCAAGAAGGGGCACGGCGCCAUGGGGCAGGAGCUCAGCGCCCUGCAGAGCGAGCAGGGGCGGCUCAUCCAGCUGCUCUCGGAGAGCCAGAGCAACGUGGCGCGGCUGGCGAGCUCGGUGGGCGACGUGCUGGACACGCUGCAGCGCGAGCGCGGCGCCGCGCGGCCCCGGCUCAAGGCCGACCUGCAGCGCGCGCCGGCCCGGGGCGCCCGGCCCCGCGGCUGCUCCAACGGCUCCCGGCCCCGCGACUGCUUUGACAUCUACGCGAGCGGGCAGCAGGAGGAUGGCAUCUACUCCAUCUUCCCCAUCCACUUCCCCUCGGGCUUCCAGGUCUACUGCGACAUGAGCACGGACGGCGGCGGCUGGACGGUUUUCCAGCGGCGCGAGGACGGCUCCGUGAACUUCUUCCGCGGCUGGCAGGCCUACCGGGACGGCUUCGGGAAGCUCACGGGCGAGCACUGGCUAGGGCUGCAGCGGCUGCACGUGCUCACGGUGCAGGCGAGCUACGAGCUGCGCGUCGACCUGGAGGACUUCGACAACGGCACGGCCUUCGCCCGCUACGGCUCCUUCGGCGUCGGCGUCUUCUCGGUGGACGCCGAGGAGGACGGAUACCCCGUGUCCGUGGCGGAUUACUCGGGGACGGCAGGAGACUCCUUCCUCAAGCACAACGGCAUGAGGUUCACCACCAAGGACCUGGACAACGACCACUCGGAGAACAACUGCGCCGCCUUCUACCACGGCGCCUGGUGGUACCGCAACUGCCACACGUCCAACCUCAACGGGCAGUACCUCAAGGGCCACCACAGCUCCUACGCCGACGGCAUCGAGUGGUCCUCCUGGACCGGCUGGCAGUACUCGCUCAAGUUCACCGAGAUGAAGAUCCGGCCCGUCAGGGAGGAGAACUAGCCGCUCGGCGUGACCCCCCGGCCCGCCCCGUCACCCCCGUCCUCGGUGCCAGCCCCC